AUGGGCUGCUUCCUCGCCUGCUUCGGCGGCGGCGACGGCGACCGCCGGCGCCGGAAGCCGCGGAGGCGGUCCCCGGCGAGGCUCCCGCCGCGGCCGCGGCCGGACCAUGUGGCUCUGUCCGGCGAGGCGUCGUCGCUGGCGGAUGUGGUGGUGAAGCAGGUGUCCGCGCCGUUGCCAGAGGCGAGGGCUUUGGCGCCGCCUCCGCCACGGCCGCCGCUGGUCGUGGAGGUUGCGGAGGAGGUGGCCGCUGCCGCGAGCUCCGGAAAGGAGCCGAGGGAGUUGAGCGAGCAGAAAACUGUGACAUCACCAACGCCGACAGUGGAUGCCGUGGAGGAGGUGGUCACUGCCGCGAGCCCUGGAAGAGAGCUGAGGCAGUUGAGUGAGCACAAGGAAGCGCCUGCACGCUCUUUACUGCUGGAGAAGGUAGUCACACCACCACUCCCCGGAAGAGAGCUGAGGCAGUUGAGUGAGCACACGGAAUCACCUGGACGCUCCUUGCUGCAGGAGAAGGUACUCACACCACCACUCUCCCCAGUGAAAUGUUCACCUGUGGCAGCAGCUGUUGCUUCAACUCCUGAUAUGGAACUCAGGGAGGUGAGUGAAGAGGAUAGCCGCAGUGGUGGCAAGAAGAAAGUGACAUUUGACAUGAAUGUUACAACAUACGAAAAUACAUCGUCACCUGACCAAGAAGAGAUACCCUCGGAGCUUGUUAAGUGGAUGGAAGAUGAAGAGGAAGAACACAUGCAGAAGACUGUUCUGUUCUCAGAGAAUCAUCGGUACGGGAAUUGCACAGACAGUGAUGAUGACAAUGGAGAUGAGUAUGGUGAGGAUGACAACUAUGGUGAUGAUGGUGAUGCAGAGGAGGAUUUUGUGGACUGCAAGAUUGACUUGCUGGAUGAGGAGGAAAUAAGAACUGAAGAGAACCCAGAGGAGUCUCAGGAGUCUCUGUUCUCACUGCCAAUGUCUAAUUAUACGCAGAAUGACCAAGAUGUCAGUAGCCCUGUGCCCAAGAGCAGUGUUACCCCUGCACAGGAAGAAAGCCCUCUAAUCCAGGGGAACAAUCACCGUGAUAGAAGCCAGUACGUCCGCCCUGUUUUGAACCCAGUUCAGAAUCGAGAACAGUGGAAGGAAGUUAAGGCCCAAGCAGGACCAGUUAAAAAGUUGUACAAGGAGAAUGUAAACUCGGUGCCAAAUGUAGGUGCAACCCUUACUUGUAAGGUUGCAAAUCAAAUGAAGAUGGGCCCUAGCAACUCUAGCAAAGGGGAAGUUUCUGUGGAUGCAAGCCUCUCUACAUGGCUAGUUUCUUCAGACAACUCAACAGUUGAUAAGGCGCAAAGUAAAUCCCCCCGUUCAGUUUCCUCUGUAUGCAGACAAGAAAGGCCUGUCCUGGGUGCUUUGACUGUUGAUGACCUUAAGCAAUCGUCAGCUACAUCAUCUCCACGAAGGUCUCCAAGCCAUAACCGUGAAGAGGUGCCGAUCUUGGGUUCGGUGGGAAGUUACUGGAGUAGCACAAAGCAGGGUAAUGAGUACUGUUCUUCUAGGUCUGAUUCAGGAACUAAUGGAAUCCCCAAUUCAACAAGCAAAUACAGAGAGGACAGAAGGGUGAACUGGCACUCGACUCCCUUUAAUGUGAGGCUGGAUAAAGCUAUGAAGAAAUCUUCUGCAUGA
Molecule: messenger RNA, 1668 nt
Organism: Triticum turgidum subsp. durum (durum wheat)
Lineage: Eukaryota; Viridiplantae; Streptophyta; Magnoliopsida; Poales; Poaceae
Source: the annotation of a GenBank genome assembly